Messenger RNA from Quercus robur (English oak), 4129 nucleotides. Its product is annotated as kinesin-like protein KIN-14F. Gene Ontology annotation, molecular function: ATP binding; microtubule motor activity; microtubule binding. The record is from RefSeq and is a predicted model, not a curated record. NCBI's taxonomy places the organism in Eukaryota, Viridiplantae, Streptophyta, Magnoliopsida, Fagales, Fagaceae. The coding region runs from base 377 to 3769 and encodes 1130 amino acids. Gene Ontology annotation, biological process: microtubule-based movement. The transcript has 18 exons.
AACCACCAACGUUUCAAUUUCGGGGUCUUUUUAUUUCUCUUCUCCUUUGCUUACACACAAAACUCAACUCUCUCUCUCUGUUCAACUUCACAUUGGAGCAUUUAUUAAGCCGCUUGUAUUUGAAUGCUCCUUCAGAACUCACGAGAAACUUGUUUCAAAUCCCAUUUUUUUUCUGGAGUCAGAUCAGAUCUAGUUCUUCUACUUUAACUUCUCACUGCCACUGAAACUCAAUUUUCUUGCUCAGUUUUCCUGGCCUUUCCCAGAACUUUGGAUCAACACCCUUUAGAGUGAACAUUGUUUAAUACAAUAUCCCUGCAGGCUAAAAGAAUAUAUAUUUGUAAGGGAGAGAGGGAGAGAGAGAGAGAGAGAGGCAAAUAUGCCACAAGAAAGCUAUACCAAUCCAAUGUUAACCUCUCCUUGCAAGAACUUAAGAGGAUUAAAGGCUUUGAUUGCUAACAAUGAGGCUUCAUACACUGAGGAGAUUAUUAAUGACCAUGAAUUAGCUCACAGAAAAGCUGAAGAAGCAGCUUCAAGGAGGUACCAAGCAUCAGAAUGGCUACGUCAAAUGGACCAUGGCGCAUCAUCAGCACUGCCCAAAGAACCCUCCGAGGAAGACUUCUGCCUUGCACUUCGCAAUGGUCUCAUUCUCUGCAAUGUCCUCAACAAAGUCAACCCUGGUGCUGUUCUCAAGGUGGUGGACAAUUCAGUGAUUGCAGUUCAGUCUACAGAGGGAGCAGCACAGUCUGCAAUUCAAUAUUUUGAGAACAUGAGGAAUUUCUUGGAGGCUGUUAAAGAAAUGAAGCUCUUGACAUUUGAAGCAUCCGACUUGGAAAAGGGGGGUUCGUCAAGUAAAGUUGUGGACUGCAUUCUGUGUCUGAAAGGAUUUUAUGAGUGGAAGCUAGCGGGUGGAGUUGGGGUUUGGAGGUAUGGAGGCACUGUGAGGAUCACAUCCUUUCCAAAGGGAUCUCCAUCCUCCAUUCUAAGCAGUGAAAGUGCUGAUGAGUCAAUAGAUGAAUCCGAGUCAUCACAAUAUGAACAGCUGUUAGAAUUUCUUCAUCUUUCUAAUGAGGUCUCAAUUGAAGAAUCCAGAACUGCCAAUGCACUGGCUUUCCUCUUCGAUCAUUUUGGACUUGGACUCCUACAGGCUUACCUUAGAGAGAGUAAUGGGAUUGAGGACUUGCCUUUGAAUGCAAUGGUAAUCGAUACUUUGCUCAGUAAGGUAGUCAAAGAUUUCUCAGCACUGCUAGUUUCUCAAGGCACUCAGCUUGGAUUGUUUUUGAAGAAAAUAUUGAAAGGUGAUACUGGUUUCCUAUCAAAAGAUGAAUUUAUUGAAGCCAUUUCACAAUAUCUUAAUCAAAGAACUAGUUUGGCGUCAAGUGAUUUGUCAAAAUUUUGCAUUUGUGGUGGGAAACGUGAGGGGGUUCAGCCAAUUGUCUAUCUCCCUGCUGACAACACAGAAGUUAUUGAUAUUCAACAGAAACAGCUUGAGGACCUAAAAUUAUCUUUUGAAGAGACGAAAUCAGAGGUGAAGCAGGUUCACUCAAAAUAUGAGCAACAACUUACGAGGCUUGAGCAUCAUAUUAAGGGGCUUGAAGUGGCCUCCUCAUCCUAUCACAAGGUUUUAGAGGAAAACCGCCAACUCUACAAUCUAGUCCAAGACCUCAAAGGAACCAUUAGGGUAUAUUGUAGAGUGAGGCCUUUCUUACCUGGGCAAUCAAAUGGGCAGACUACUGUGGACUACAUAGGAGAAAAUGGAAAUAUCAUGAUUGUCAAUCCCCUUAAGCAGGGCAAAGAUGCAAGGAGGGUAUUUUCAUUCAAUAAAGUGUUUAGCACUAAUGUCACACAAGAGCAAAUAUAUGUUGACACUCAACCAUUGAUCAGGUCUGUUCUAGAUGGAUUUAAUGUUUGCAUCUUUGCAUAUGGACAGACGGGCUCAGGGAAGACAUAUACAAUGAGUGGCCCAGAUUUGACAUCUGAGGAGACAUGGGGUGUAAACUAUCGAGCUCUUCGCGACUUGUUUCAAAUAUCAAAGGAAAGGGCAGAAUUCAUAAAAUAUGAAGUUGGAGUCCAAAUGAUUGAAAUUUACAAUGAACAAGUUAGAGAUCUAUUAGUCAGUGAUGGAUCUAACAGAAGAUUAGAUAUACGAAACAACUCUCAAUUGAAUGGUCUUAAUGUACCUGAUGCAAGUUUGGUUCGGGUUACAUGUACUCGAGAUGUUCUUGACUUGAUGAGGAUUGGCCAAAAGAAUCGUGCCGUGGGUGCUACAGCUCUAAAUGAGCGAAGUAGCCGUUCCCAUAGUGUUUUGACUGUCCAUGUUCAUGGAAAAGAGUUAGUUUCUAAUUCCAUUCUUAAGGGUUGCCUCCACCUAGUGGAUUUGGCUGGAAGUGAGAGAGUUGAUAAAUCUGAGGCUGUUGGUGAGAGACUGAAGGAGGCCCAACAUAUAAAUAGAUCACUAUCUGCACUCGGUGAUGUCAUAUCUGCUCUUGCACAAAAGAGUUCACACAUUCCUUAUAGGAAUAGCAAACUUACUCAAGUAUUGCAGGAUUCAUUAGGUGGGCAAGCAAAAACAUUGAUGUUUGUACAUAUAAACCCUGAAGUUAAUGCUCUUGGGGAGACAAUUAGCACACUCAAGUUUGCUGAAAGAGUUGCCUCCAUAGAACUUGGGGCAGCCCGAUCUAAUAAAGAAACUGGUGAAAUCCGAGACCUUAAAGAGGAGAUAUCAAACCUUAAACUGGCAGUGGAGAGGAAGGAGACAGAACUAGAGCAAAUGAAAGCUGGGAAUACUCGAAGCACUAUUGAAUCCCAAAGACCAAGAGCUGUUUCGCCCUACAGAAUGCCAAGAUGUGGUACUAGUGCUGGCCUGAAGCCUGAAACUAGUCAGCGACCCAUUGAUGAUACUAAAAGCUUUGAAGCUAGGAGUUGCUCUUCUGGUAAGCAGAGAAGGUCAAGGUUUCCCUCUGCAUUUGCUGACAAGGAGACGCCAAAGGUACCUUUCCCAUCAGAUGAAAGAUUAGCAAGCUCUGGAAAGCCAAGGUCACCAUCCCCUCCUAUUAGGAGAUCAUUGUCCACCGAUAGAGGAUCUGUCUUUAGAAGCAGGAUCAAAUCUGAUACACUUGACAACCAACCCAUUGCAAAAGUACCAUUCCCGGCUAGAGUUUCGGUUAAUAAAUCUGUUGCAGCAAUGUCAAUGAUCCCUUCCACAGAUAGCAAUUCAAGAGCACAUAUUGGUUCACAUGAACCAGCAAAGCAGGAUAACAUUUAUGAUGCAUUCUGUGGCCUCCAGAGGGUAAGCACCAGGAAAGUUUACCCAGAACAUGAAGAGGAGCAGUUUAAGCAAGCUCUUAAUAUCAGGCAAGGUGGCAUUAGGAAAAGCAAAGUUGACAGCAAGGCCAAGGCAAGGACUCAUCAAAUGCCUGCUAGGAAUCAGAAGUCUGAUGUGGUGACAACAUUGCUAUCUGACAUGGAUGUUCCUGGUGAAAAGAUGGAGGAAGCACCUCGAAAGAGUGACUUCUCUGAGCUAGAAAAUGAGCAUGGCCUUGUUGAGUCACCACUGCAUGCUUUGAAGAUGAAAAAGCUUCGACAGAACUUCUCAAGGAACUCCCAAAAUCUUGAACCAAGAGGAAUUGUUGAACCCAUAUUGGCUGGGAAGCUCGACAACAGGGUUCCAAAUGGUCUAAUUCGCUUUCCAAAGGAAGGCAGCAACACAUCAAUGCCUGAAUUCAGAAGGAGUCGCUCCUCACCUCGCGGGAAAUUUUUAAUUCUACCUUGAGGAUUUCACAAUAUACAGCAUUGAAUUUUAUUGCCACUAAUUUCUUUUCCUUCCAAAUUUUGUACAGUGACUACUAUUAGUGUUCAAGUUCCAAAUUGCUUACUUCUUCUAUGAGGAUUCUGAUGAUGUUUUGGCGGUGAUUAUGGUGGAGCCUCUUUCUCUUUUGCUGAUAAAUAUUCUGGGAAUAUAUUUAUGUAAUUCAAAUCAAAUUAGCUUUAUAUUUUCUGGUUGUAUUACUUGUGUUCUUUGUGUACCUGAAGCAGCUUUUGAUACCAUAUCUAUUUUGUAAACUUAAGAAUAUGUAUUGUUCAACCUAUAAUACUGGAAAACUUUAUUUAUAGUGGAAAAACUGUUCGUAUA